CCCAAAAAUAUUAUUCCCAUACGCAAAUAAAAACGCUCGCCAAAAUUGCACCAGCUCAGUGUGGCCUACAUUGUCAUUGGUCUCCAAUCGCGCAAAGCACCAUUUCACCAUGCGGACUUUGGCAAUCUUCGUGUUAGUGGGACUAGUGUCUGUAGCGGUGUCGGAGUACAUCCAUUACAUCAUCAAUAAAAGCUUUGAUAACGCUCUGAAGGAAUGUGCCCAGUACUAUGAAGUAAGCACUUGCGACCUGAACCAAUACGUGGCCGAGUCGUACCCCGACAAACCGGAAGUGCGUCGACUGGUGCGGUGUACCUUGAUCAAUCUGCAGAGCUGGUACGAUGCCACCGGACUGAUACAAAGUGAAAUUGUUAACUUCUUUGAACCCUCCCCGGCGGAUGACUGCUACGUAAAUAGAACCCAAGCAUGCCUCAAUGCCCUGAAUGCCACUGUUGACCCAACCGACGUAUACAAUGCUGCCUAUCAGUCGUUCAUGUGCUACUUCCGUAACUACGGAAACUUGGUAUCGACUGAUCAGUUCCUGCGAUAUGCACCUUUGGAGUACACGCAAGCCCUGGCAACCACGACCGAAGUCUUGGAGCUGUCCCAAGAUACGCUGGUGGAAUUCUGCAAGGGCAACAUCCUGAACAACGACCAAUUCCCAACUUUCCUGUACCAAUCAUCGGUACGGUUCGGAUUCUUCACGGUGCUUGGUGGUGUGCAGCUGAAGCGUCUCUACAAUCAAUUCGGUAAUGCUCAGCUGUUGGCACCAGAAACACAGCAGUGCGUCCAAAAAGUUGCUGAAGACUACUGUGGGUCCGACGAUACCACUAUAAUGUACCAGACCCACGUGCAGUGCUUGGAAGGUUUGGUCCCGACCGUGCAGUUGUUGCGAGAGUUUGCCAAGACCCAAGUCAGCGACCCAUCCGUUUGCGAUUGCACAUCGCCACAAAUUCAGGUGUACAACCUUGUGUAAUGCUCGUGUCGUGGAAGUGACGAUUUUUUUUCGAACCAUUGUUUCAAAAGCUGUUGGAAUAAUAAAAAAAAACUGGAAAGCAAUAAUGGAUUGGUUGUUGAUUUCUUGUGAUCCCCAGUUAAGUAAC
Aedes albopictus (Asian tiger mosquito) is the source of this 1100-nucleotide messenger RNA. RefSeq lists its product as uncharacterized. The transcript has a single exon. Bases 110 to 973 code for a protein of 287 amino acids. Gene Ontology annotation, molecular function: odorant binding. The record is from RefSeq and is a predicted model, not a curated record. Lineage: Eukaryota; Metazoa; Arthropoda; Insecta; Diptera; Culicidae. Gene Ontology annotation, biological process: sensory perception of smell.